AAGGGUCGCGUCGCGGCGCCUCGUCUGUUUUAACACUCUCACCGGGCCGCUCGGUCGAUCAAUCGGACGUAGGACACGCACAACGAUCGUCGUCGAUCGUCGGAAGGAAGAAGGCAGGAAGAUAGGAAGGAAGGAAGGAAGGAUCAUCGGGAUCUCUCGCGGGCUGCACCCUCCGAAAGGACGUAGAGGAAGGAGCGAGUGAGAGAGAGCCAUGAGACUAGUGGCAGUGCUGACGUUGCUGUGUUGUCUGGCGGUAGGGACGCUCGCCUCGCCGGUGCCGAAAAUCGUCGACAGUAAGGUGUCGACGCAGAAUGUCGUCGAGACCGGCAGGCAGUCGCCCGCAGCAUCGCCCGUCUCCGACGACGACGACGACGACGACGACGACGACGAUGACGACGUCGAUCUAGACAUCACCGGCGACGACGACGACGACGACGACGACGACGACGACGACGAUGAUGACGACGACGAUGACGACGGCGACUACUUGGAGCGAUUCAUCGAGGAUAUACUCGGUGAAGAAGACGACGACGACGACGACGAUGACGAAGUGAAGCCAUCGACAUCGGUCCCGCCUGCGGCCCCUGCCGCGGCUCAACCCGCUCCAACCCCGUCACAGCAUGUACCCUUGGCUGUAGCGGCCGAUCUGGGCCAGGGAGUCGAGGAAGUCGCGGAGGAUGCCGGGGCAGGUGACGUAACUAGCGCCGAGGAGGACACCAGCAGCUACGAGGACGUCGAGGAGACCGUCGAAGGCCAGGCAGUGUCCGGCGUGCAAGAUCAGACCCUCGAAGGUGCCGAGUCCAUCUCGAAACCGGUAGUCCACGCGCCGCCGCAAGGCGUUGCGGCAGCCCCGAGCAACGACGACGAUGACGACGAUGACGACGACGACGACGACGACGACGUCGAUCUGGACAUUACAGACGACGACGACGACGACGACGAUGACGACGACGACGAUGACGAUGACGAUGACGACGACGAUGACGACGAAGUGGAUGACAUCGCCAACAUCGCCGGCGCUAGGCACGCACGUGGCAUGGAAUCUGAGCCGAGCGCCCAUGUGCCGGCGAUCUAUGUCGCGAAGUACAAUCGCUUCGUGGACAACAUCCUCGGCAAGAUCAACAACAUCCUGCGCGCGAAUUACGAACCAGUGACGGUGAAGUUGACGAAUCCGAGCUCGAACUCGAAGUCGAGCAAGGGCAAAAACAAGUUGAGGAAGAAGGGUAACAAGAACGGCACCAAGAAGAGCGCCUCGAGACCAGACGCGAGCGUCACCGAGAGGAGCGACAACGAGAACGUCGUCGAGAAACUGGCGCAGACCACCGAGUCCGUGAUGACACAAGCGGACAUGACGGAGAAGGAGCCAAUCGCGACCACGGUCGCGUCCGGAUCUCCCACGGAAGCGAGCGUGAGAGCCAGCAACAGACGCACCUCCAGUUCCGGCAGCAAGGGCUCCAACAAGAACCGCAAGCGGACGAAGAAUAGGACGAAGAACGGCAGCACGGGAAGCGGCAACAAGAACAAGACAAAGUCCAAGAGCAAGCCAAAGGCGAAGGCUACCUUGUACGGGCUGGCGUCUCUGCAGAGGACGGGCGACGUGUCGGUGAACAUGAUGAGCGACCAUACCACGAUCAAGACCAAGUUCAGCCUCGGUCCGCUGGUACUAAAAGUCGAGAAGGAGUUCGGUAGGGCCGCGAAGAAGGAGCUGAGAAGCGCGACUGCCACCACGGCCGAGAUGUCCGGCAAGCUGAGCUUACGCGUGCUACACGGCGGUGCGGCGACCUUGCAUUCUAUCAGAGUUUUGCAGCCUAAGCAGGUCCGGGUGGAAAGCGCGGACGACCACGACAGAACGCGGGAAUUCGUGUGGAAGAGGUCGUCGCAUAUCGCCCAUUUGGUGUCGCAGAAACUUUCCUCGGCCACCAGGUCGAUGCUGCGGCCGCCACCUGUCGCACCUGCCGCUUAAGUUGCAAAACGCCGGCGAUCGAGGUACCAUACGAUCGGGGACUCGUCGCGGCCGCCGCGCUUCGCCGCGUCGACCGGCCGAUCGUUUAGUGGUACAUACGUUGCCAUUCGUCAUCGGGUCGCGAAAGUCGCGCUCGAUGUAACUCCGGCGGAUGUAACUGGAUUCGUGCUGAUAAACAGCACGACGAUCGUCAUUUCUCACUCGAAAUAAUGCGGGUGAGAAGCGACACACUCGCGAGAGAAAGUAACGUCAACAGGAUGCACAUCAUGUCCCGCGUCUGAUGCGUUAUUUCUUCUUUUCUUCUUCUUUCUAACGACGGUUCGUCCGAUCGAUGAUUCGGAGUCGGUUUCUCCUAGGCAAAAAUCUCAGCUGCAGCUUAAAUAUAUUUUUAGCGCUCUUACAGUGGCAAAUCGGAGAGUAAGAGAGAGACUUCUUCGAGAAGAGAUGAGCUGCUGCUCGGGGAAGAACAAUUUCAAGCGGACUCUACUUCGCGCGAUUGCAUUUUUUUUGCAAUUUGGAUGCAACAAAGUCAUGAUAUCAGCAGUGGAAAAAUUGCGAGCCGCCUCGAUGGUUUUGCCAGAAAAGAACUGACUCCGAAUCGUGUAUGGGUAUGCGCAUUCAAAGAAAAAGCAUGUUCUUCAAAGUAAUACGAUAAAAAAGCAAGGAGAACUGCGGAUUUCACGUUGGACCGGCUUCGGAGGCGACCAUGCAUAACUUAUUUAUUAUUUAUUUAUUUAUUUGCCAUAGCUUGUAAUUCACUUUCAGAAAGUCUGAUAUAUGUACUCUAAAGAUACCUACGAUUAAUUAUCGAGAAAGUAUAGACACCAAGCCAUUACACAAGUUUAGGUCAUGUAUUUAGGCUAAUGUAAGGAAUAGCUGUUACGAGAGAAACACUAGAAUACAGAAUGUAUACACGAAUAA
This is a messenger RNA of Odontomachus brunneus, 2884 nucleotides long. RefSeq names its product protein PFC0760c-like. The record is from RefSeq and is a predicted model, not a curated record. The coding region runs from base 212 to 1963 and encodes 583 amino acids. The transcript is spliced from 7 exons. NCBI's taxonomy places the organism in Eukaryota, Metazoa, Arthropoda, Insecta, Hymenoptera, Formicidae.